Colletotrichum karsti is the source of this 3015-nucleotide messenger RNA. RefSeq names its product AMP-binding enzyme. Lineage: Eukaryota; Fungi; Ascomycota; Sordariomycetes; Glomerellales; Glomerellaceae. The transcript has 7 exons. The record is from RefSeq and is a predicted model, not a curated record. The coding region runs from base 1 to 3015 and encodes 1004 amino acids.
AUGCAGGAUCAAGUGGCCAAAUAUUCGGAAUCAACUCCGGUUGGGCCGCCUCCUCUCUCCUUCACCCAAGGAGAGCGAAUCACAGCCAAAUAUCCCACCGUCACCGCCGCCUUCUAUCAUCAUGCAGAGACUCAGCCUGAUGUCACUGCAGCCCGUGACCUGUCGGCACCAGAGGCACGAGAGAUCACAUACGGCCAUCUGGCCCAUCGGGCCAACCAGCUGUCCAGGAAACUGACCACUCUCGGGGUCAAGCCUGGAGAUCGAGUGCCGCUUGUCGUAAAGCGAGGCAUCGACAUGUUGGUUGGUAUCGUUGCCAUCUUGUCCUGUGGAGCUCAGUACGUGCCGCUGGACGGCGGUGUGGUUCCGGACUCUAUGCUGCGUUUCGUUCUGGAACAGGCUGGUGGCAAGCAUGUCCUCUGCCUCAACUCGACAAAACAUCGCUUCGAGACUCUCGGAGUCUCUUGCGAGAUUUUGGUGAUUGAUGAGGACCGGGAGAAAGACUCCGAGAACGCGCAAAUCCUGCCCUAUCAGGACUUAGCUGAGACAGACCACGGCUGUUAUGUGAUCUACACAUCAGGAACGACGGGCACACCCAAAGGAGUGGAUGUUACUCACAAGAAUGUCACCAACCUGGUGUGCCUUUCACCCGGAAACCUGGGUAUCUCGGCCGGAACUCGGGUGGGCCAGGUUUUGAACAUUAGUUUCGAUAUGGCGGCAUGGGAGAUGCUGGGUUGCCUUUGCAACGGUGGCACCCUGAUUUUGAGGGGUUCAAAGUGGGAACCAUGCAUUCGAGAGGCGCAAGUUCUGAUUUGCACACCAAGCAUCUUGGCCAAAUAUGACCCUCGAGAAUACUCCAACGUCCGAGUUGCGGCAACCGCAGGCGAGCCCAGCUCUCAGAGACUUGCGGAUCUAUGGGGGGCACAUGCGAAGUACUACAACUGCUGUGGGCCAACGGAGACCACGAUCGUCAACACCAUGCACCUUCAUCAGCCGGGGCAGACAUUGACGAUUGGAAAACCGACUCCGAACAACACAGUCUAUGUUCUUGAUGAUGAGGGAAGGUCUCUCGGUGUUGGUGAGCCCGGCGUUAUGUGGGCUGGCGGUCAUGGCAUCUCUCGAGGAUACGUUUCCUUGCCGGAGAAGACUGCUGAGAGAUACAAGCUGGAUCCCUUCGCCAAUGACGGGUCCAUGAUGUACAACACUGGAGACCUCGGACGUUGGAGGCAAGAUGGUUCGAUCGACAUCUUGGGCAGAGUUGAUGACCAGAUCAAGAUCAAGGGUUUCCGAGUUGAGUUGGAUGGAGUCACAUCCUCAAUCAACUCUUGCCCCAUUGUCUCCAGAGCAACUGCUCUGUUGAUUGGCAACGAGAUCCAUGGUUUUGUCGCUCCCAAAGACUGCGAUCUUGACACCAUCCAAGUUCACAUCAGAGCUCGCCAGCCCUACUACGCCAUCCCCAGCAAGUUCCAUUUCCUCGACGCUUUGCCCCUUACAUCCAACGGCAAAGUGGACAAGCGGGCUCUGAAGGACAUGGUCACCGUCCAAGACGACGACAAGAAGGAGGCCACCGUCACUAUCAGAGAGACCGGGUCCAAAGAGUCUCUAUCUACAGACAGCCAGACCGCCUCCGUCGACGAGAAGUCCCAGUCUUCUGCAUCCAGCUUCACCGAGGUCGAUGAAAAGCUCGACCUCACUGGCGACGUUCCCGAAAAGACUCUUGGCCGCCCUUACCGCGGCUUCGUCCACAGAAUCGCAAUCGUCUACCGUCGCCUGUUCACCAUUGUGGGCAUUUUCAACAUUGCUGCGGUCAUUGCCCUCAUUUUUGCCGGCUUCAAGAGAGACUGGCUCGGCACUCUGACUGCCAUGAACCUGCUCGUCGCCGUCUUGGCGCGCCAGGACUUCGUCAUCAACGCCCUCUACACCAUCACCUGCAACGUCCCCAAGUCCUGGCCGCUCGGUAUCCGGAAAAGAUGUGCCAAGAUCUUUCACUUCGGAGGAGUUCACUCUGGAGCUGCAGUUUCUGCCGGCGCCUGGCUUCUUGCGUCUAACAUCAGCGACGAGGUCUGUCAGCUGACGGAGUGUUCAAACUGGGGCCACCAAUCCAUGGCUUCGAAGGUCAUCUCAUGGAUUCUCACCGGCCUGUUCACCAUCACGAUUGGUCUGGCAUGGCCCGGGUUCCGGAAGAAGCACCAUGACAUGUUCGAGAAGACGCACCGUUUCGUGGGAUGGACGAUGCUCGGCCUCUUCUGGGCGCAGAUUGUGCUCGCUGCCAAUGACGGAAAGGUCUCCUCCAUGUCUCUCGGUGCAGCCUGCGUCCGCACACCCGGCUUCUGGAUGCUGGCUGUCGCCACUCUGAGCAUUGCGUCCUCGUGGUUCUUCCUCCGCAAGGUUCCCGUUGACGCGGAGGUACUCUCGAACCAUGCCGUCAGACUACACUUCGACUACACCGUCCCUGUCAACGGUAGCUUUGCCAGGCUUUCCCAGCGCCCCCUUCUCGAAUGGCACUCCUUCGCCACCAUCCCUGCACCCGAGCAGGUGGGAUCUCGCGCCAAAGGAUUCUCACUCGUGGUUUCCAACGCUGGCGAUUGGACCAAGAACUGUAUCCAAAAGCCCCCUACGCACAUCUGGGUGCGCGGUGUCCCUACAUGUGGUGUCAUGAGGAUUGCUACCUGCUUUAACCGUAUUGUGGUCAUUGCCACAGGCUCCGGCAUUGGUCCCCUCCUGGGUCACAUCCAACAGCCAAGUUGCGCGACUCAGCUCAUCUGGUCUACACCGAAGCCCGAGGAGACCUUUGGCAAGGAGAUGAUCGAUUCCAUCAAGGCCAAGAUUCCCAACGCUGUCAUCCAUGACACGAAGAUUCUUGGUCGCCCAGACUUGGUGAAGAUGGGAUACAACCUGGCCAAGAGCUUUGAGGCAGAGGCAGUCAUCAUCAUUGCCAACGAGAAGAUCACGAAGAAGGUGGUCUAUGGCCUUGAGACCCGAGGAGUUCCGGCUUACGGCGCCAUUUGGGACUCUUGA